AUUUGGCAAUCACAUUGUGAAUGUGUGAAAUUCGUUAUAGUCUGUUGCACUUUGAUUUGUUUAUAAAUGCUGACAGUAAUGUAGAAUGAAUGAAGUAUUCACCAGUGGUAGACACUUGUAUCGUUACUUCAUAUUAAAUGUACUGUUUCAUAUUGUAGAAUAUUUCUCAGCCUCAUCAUUCGAACAUUACAACUCUCAAUCAAAUGGAAGAAACUGUUUCGGUUAUCGUUGAAGAUAAUGAUAAAAUUUGUCAGCACCAUCAUUCGAACAUUAUAAUUCUCAAUCAAACGGACAUUGUGGUAGAUAAUGAUAAUAUUUCUCAGCCUCAUCAUUCGAAUAUUAUAAUUCUCAAUCAAAGGGAUGAAACUGUUUCGGACAUUGUGGUAGACAAUGAUAGUAUUCCACACCAUGAGCCUUCGAACAUUUCCGCUGAUUUUCACGUGGAUAUUUGCAGUCUGUCAGUUACCAAUGAUGAAUCACAUCAGGUUUCUUCGGUGAAAUCGAAGAAACGCAAAUAUUUACUGAUCGCGUCUUUAGGAUUUGUCAGUUUAGUUGGAAUUUCUCUGGCUUUGUUUAUGUUUCUUUACGUAUGGAAGUAAAUUAGACAAGCUAUAAUGUGAAGAAGUUGGAAUCAAGUGGAAUGUCAUCUAUUAACAGAUACUUUGAAGAAAUGUAGAAAACAAACAUUUGAAUCCUCAGGUCGUUAAAACAAUAUCUAUUUUCGCGUUAUUCUGUGAAUUUUUUUCUCCUUUCGACAAAAUCUCGCUAAAUUCUGUUAGUGGACAAAUUAUGUUAUCGAUCAAAUUUGCAAACAUUUUAAUAUACAGUUGGUUCGAUGUGAAUUUUUGAUUUCAUCGAGCGUAGUAUGUUUGGCUGUGUCCUCUGAAACGACUUCUGUUGGUUGAUAUGUUACUCAUCUCAUUUUCAUGUCAAUAUGUAACGUUGCUCUAUUCAACGUUGUUCAAUGAUGGGCCAUCGUUGCUCACCAAAGUCACAGAAAUUUUGAAACAACUAAACAGUUCAGAUAACUUGCUGACUGUUUCACUGGCUGUCCACGUUGAAACAUCGGAUAUUCUGAUUUUGUCUGGGCACAUCCAUUGUUUCAGGUGACAACAUGGCGUCGAAUAUAGUUGGAACAAUUAUUCCGAACAUUGUUUCGGCAGAAUGUUUUCCAUCUGGGACAUAAGGAUUGGAGGAAGUUUUAAAUGACCUUAAGAAUUCUAUAACCACCUGACCUGUCUCCUCGUCUCCCCCUCUCAGCACCGCUUGAAUGAUUCUGCAUUGAAUUGUGAGCCUUCAUCUUUCACUAGGAUCUCCGGAAAUCCAAAACAUUUGAACAGUUCAGAUAACUUGCUGACUGCUUCAAUGACUGUGUGAUUUGCCAUAGCAUAGACUUGUGGCCGUUUCGUGAGUGCGUCCAUUAUAACCAAAAACAUUUUGCCUUGCACUGGGCUGACGGAAUCUGUAUGCAGCCUCUCCCAUAAACUGUCUGGCUUUGUCUGUUGUGGUGGUCCGCAUUUUUUUAAUGUUUAGCUACUUGUAGGCAUAAGAAACAACUGCGGCGUCUAGUUUCGAUAGCUUCAUUCAUUGUAGGACAGUAAGCAUUGUUUUGAGCCGACGAUUUCGUCUUAUUGGUACCGGGAUGACCGUUGUGGAAUUGCUUCAGAACCUUUUGGCGUAAUGGUUUCGGAACAACGAUUAUGUCACUGAGCGUAAUACAUGAAUCAACAAUUAUCGUUGAGUCUCACCGGUAAAAAUAUCGCGGCCGUUCUCCUUGAAGACGAAGUUUUGGUUAUUUAUUGAGAAGACAAC
Molecule: messenger RNA, 1812 nt
Organism: Schistosoma haematobium
Lineage: Eukaryota; Metazoa; Platyhelminthes; Trematoda; Strigeidida; Schistosomatidae
Exons: 5
Coding region: 204-599 (131 amino acids)
Source: RefSeq, a predicted model, not a curated record